Molecule: messenger RNA, 408 nt
Organism: Angiostrongylus costaricensis
Lineage: Eukaryota; Metazoa; Nematoda; Chromadorea; Rhabditida; Metastrongylidae
Source: the annotation of a GenBank genome assembly
AUGGAAACAACAACGGGGCCCGCCGUUCGGACUGUGGUCCCAGGAGACGCCCUGUACAGUUCAAAAGAAGGCUACGAGUGUGGACGUGGUGUCUAUGAAUUGCGGGGCUUCAUAAGAGCAGCUCGAGUCGGUCAUCUGUUCCUAACAGAGAAGACGAAUCCUUCGAACUCUAAAACAACUAAAGUUGUAGAGGUCCUUAACCCUGAUGGCUCAUUCAAGCACCAGGUGCCGUAUAUUGGAGCUAUCGUUACAGCAAAGGUCAUAGAAAUAAGCGACAGCAGUGCAAAGUGUAUUGUGGUUCGAAUUGAGGACACAAUCUUACAAAAAGGAGCUACCUUUUCUGCAGUUAUUAGGAAACAGGAUAUGCGAGACGAUGUAAAGCUUGAUGUGAGUUCACAUUCAUGCUAG